AUGCAGACCCAGAAUCCGCCCAUCUCGCUUUUGACUCCCAUUGGCUUCUCAUACUAUGUUUCCGCUCAGUCUUUGACUCACCAUUUCUACCAAUCCCUUCUCGGACGCGGCUGGAGAAGGUCUGGAACGCUGUUGUAUAAGCCAAAUCAACAAGCAUCAUGCUGUCCACACUACACCAUCAGGCUAGAUUCCGAUGAGUUCCGUCCUUCGAAGGAUCAGCGACAGGUGCAAAAUCGACUUACCAAGUAUGUUCUCGGAGACACGUACAUCAAAGAGGCAGCGAGGCUCCACCCACUGUCGCGCGAACAAGCAAAGAAACGCAACACCGACUUCAACUUUGUUGAGCGUAUCCAUGAAUGUGAAAAGGUACAGGUGAAGUCGCCACCCCAGCCAGCCCAUGAUUUCGUCGUUACGCUCGAGCCCGACGACUUCACGGACGAAAAGUAUGUCCUGUUUGAAAAUUACCAACGGCUGGUACACCAUGAACCUCCUCAUCGUAUCACAAAGUCGGGCUUCAAAAACUUUCUCUGUUCGUCCCCUCUCUCUCAAUGUCGAACCGCCACAGACGGACUGCGACUCGGCUCUUAUCAUCAAUGCUAUCGUCUCGAUGGUAAGCUAGUCGCUAUUGGGGUCCUUGAUUUACUCCCGCAGUGUGUCAGUGCUGUGUACUUCAUGUACGAUGAGUCUGUUCAUCAGCAUUCAUUCGGAAAACUUGGUGCUUUGAGAGAAAUCGCCCUGGCGAAGGAGAACAAGUACAGAUAUUGGUAUGCGGGAUUCUACAUACAUAACUGCGUGAAGAUGAGAUAUAAAGGAGACUACACGCCACAAUACAUUCUGGACCCUGAAUCCUAUGAGUGGGAUCUACUGGACGGCGAGUUGAAGCAGAAACUUGACAAGAAGAAAUACAUUAGUCUGUCACGGGAAAGAGCUGUGUUGGGAGGGGAAUCACUUGUCUCUACGGACGCCACUCCCGUUUGUGUGUCGGACAAUGGUACAGCUGGCGACACCAGCAUGGGCGAUGACGACGAUGACUCUGACGAUGAUCUUCCUCUUGUGGAUCCGGACACGCCUCUGUUCAAACGCUCAAUGCCUGGAAUUCUCACCAAGAAUGAGCUUCUCCACCAAGUAAAUCUCGACAAGAUCAAAAUCAACGUAAGAGGAAUUGAAUGUCAAGCGGAAGAGCUUGUCCGCUGGGAAUCGAGCGAUAUUGACCAUCCGGAUUCGAUCAAGGGCGUUAUCGCCGAGCUUGCUGCUGCUGUUGGCCCUGCUCUCGCGCGGGAAAUGGUUGUGAAGUUCGGCUGA
Messenger RNA from Drepanopeziza brunnea f. sp. 'multigermtubi' MB_m1, 1302 nucleotides. NCBI's taxonomy places the organism in Eukaryota, Fungi, Ascomycota, Leotiomycetes, Helotiales, Drepanopezizaceae. The record is from RefSeq and is a predicted model, not a curated record.